GUCAUUUCAUGUAUGUUUUAGUACACAAAUAAUGGAAGGACUUCCCAUGUUAACUUGUCUCAUACAACACACUUUAAAGAGUCUAUGCACUUGUUCUUCCUCAGAAUCUUCAGAUAACAUCUCUACCAAAUGGGUUUAUGCGGUUUUCUGGAGAAUCACGCCUAGAAUUUACCCUCCUCCCAAGUGGGACUUUGAAGGAAGUGUUCUUGAUCAAGCCAAAGGAAACAAACGAAACUGGAUUCUUAUAUGGGAAGACGGGUUUUGUGAUCUUGCUGAAUGUGAGCGAAUUGCAAAUGAUGGAUUCUUAAAGGGUAGUGUAAGAUUUGGAGCUGACAUCUUUUUCAAACUGUCUCAUGAGGUUUACAAUUAUGGAGAAGGAUUGAUAGGGAAGGUAGCUGCUGAAAAUAGUCACAAAUGGGUGUUUAACGAUGAAUCAGCUGAGAACGAUCCAAGCUAUACUUCUACAUGGAAUGCAUCCAUUGAUCCUCAACCAAAAGCUUGGGAUAUUCAUUUCAAUUCUGGGAUUAAGACAAUUGCAAUCAUAUCUGUGAAAGAAGGCCUCAUUCAACUAGGUUCUUUUGACAAGAUUUUGGAAGAUAUUAAUCUAGUUAUAAGCAUUCAGAGGAGAUUCAGCUAUUUGCGUAACAUUCCAGGGCUAUUAUCUAUUCAAAGGCCAGUCUCUAGUGCACAAAAUCUGCACAAUCCACUAAAACACAAAAGGCUAGUUGAUGGUGGAAGUCUCAUUGUAUCUAAUGAAGCUCAACAACUAAUAGGGCCAAAGGUCAACAAUCUAUGUGGAGAAAGUGAACAACGUCAAAAGGGUGGUCCGAGUUGGUUUUUUGGUUCGGGUUACAAUGGCCAAGAAAAUGGGAGGGGAGGGUCCAAUGGGCUACCAUUUUGGCCCAUUCCGCCUCUCUUGCCUUCCACCUUUGAAUCUCAUUUAGAAAAGUCAACUUGUUAUAGUAAUGAUUGUAUGCGGAUUCACAAUGAUGAGGUUGGCGAAUUUGUUAGAGAUAAGAGGUGUCGGGUCGAUGAUCAGGCUCAAGAAGAGAAGCCUAGAGAGUUUAAUCUGAACCCGGGGUUGGUUAUGGAAUUAGGAUUUGGGUCACAAGAAAGUGAUGUAAAAUCUUAAUUUGUUAAUAGGGACAAGAUUGCAUUUAAUUUGAUAUUUUUUUGAUUCA
Messenger RNA from Erigeron canadensis, 1181 nucleotides. RefSeq lists its product as uncharacterized. The record is from RefSeq and is a predicted model, not a curated record. NCBI's taxonomy places the organism in Eukaryota, Viridiplantae, Streptophyta, Magnoliopsida, Asterales, Asteraceae. Bases 32 to 1132 code for a protein of 366 amino acids. The transcript has 7 exons.